GUUUCAGCACCGGGGACAGCGGCAGCAUCUCCGCCUCCGCCCCGCCCCUCUCUCAUCCGCCGGAGCCACCCAGCCCUGGGUGCGUGCGGGGCGGGGGGAGGAGAAGAAGAAGGAUCGGAGGAGCCUCGCGAGAGCUGCGGCCGCUGCAGCAGGAGGCGCCGGUGGGCGCUGCGGGUCCGGAUCCGGGGAAGACGUUCGGCGGGGCCCGAGGACCGAGGCAGCGAAGCGCUUUAUUGGUGGUGUGACAAGUUCUUCUGUCUAUCUGUGGAAUAAAGACUGGGCGACAUCAUGGGAGAAAGAAUCAACAAUUUCCCUCCUCUCCCUCGUUUCAUCCCAUUGAAACCGUGCUUUUACCAGGAUUUUGAUGAGGAAAUCCCACCCCUACACCGAACCACAGUCAAACGUCUUUACUACCUCUGGAUGUUGAAUAGCAUCACCUUGGCAGUGAAUCUGAUUGGUUGCCUUGCAUGGAUGAUCGGAGGUGGUGGAGCAGUUAACUUUGGACUGGCAAUUCUCUGGCUCAUUCUCUUUACGCCUUGCUCCUAUGUCUGCUGGUUUAGACCCAUUUACAAAGCCUUCAAGACAGACAGCUCCUUCAGCUUCAUGGCUUUCUUCUUCACCUUCAUGGCUCAGCUGGUGAUCAGCAUCAUCCAGGCAGUCGGGAUCCCUGGCUGGGGAGUCUGUGGCUGGAUUGCAGCAAUAUCUUUCUUUGGGACGAAUGUGGGGUCGGCUGUCGUGAUGCUCAUCCCCACCAUCAUGUUCACAGCCAUGUCCGUCUUCUCCUUCAUUGCCCUCAGUAUGGUCCAUAAAUUUUACCGAGGAAGUGGUGGGAGUAUCAGCAAAGCGCAAGAGGAGUGGACGACGGGAGCCUGGAAGAACCCCCACGUGCAGCAGGCAGCUCAGAACGUGGCGGUUGGUGCUGCCCAGGGAGCCAUGAUGCCACAUGAGACGCAGUAUUCGGCCACUCCUAACUACAACUACCCCAAUGACAUGUGAGGUGCGACCUUCCCCACCCAACUAGAACUUCCCGAGUGAGAUGUGAACCUGAAGGGUUUGUGACUUGAAGUGGGCAGGAAGAACUGGAGGAGAGCGUGUGUGUUUCUCUGUGUAUGUAAAUUUCACUGUAUAGGAGGGUUGGCGCAGGGCUGGCUGUAUAAAAGCCUCCUUGAUGGGAUGGAGGCAUGUCAAAAUCCUUAUUCUUCCUCCACCCUUUGACUUUGUUCUAGGAUAAUUGUCCUUGGAGAUAAUUUGUUCUCUCUCUCUCUCUCCCCUCCCCCCAAUCUGAAGAAGCUGUUGCGUUGACAUGCAGGACUAUUGUGUCGUGCUGUAGUGACUGUACAUGUGUGUGCUGGUCUCCCUCCCCCUUUUGUGAAACAAUGUACAGUGGUGGUUUUUAAAUUUUA
Lacerta agilis (Sand lizard) is the source of this 1403-nucleotide messenger RNA. RefSeq names its product secretory carrier membrane protein 5 (gene SCAMP5). Lineage: Eukaryota; Metazoa; Chordata; Lepidosauria; Squamata; Lacertidae. Bases 289 to 996 code for a protein of 235 amino acids. The transcript has 7 exons. The record is from RefSeq and is a predicted model, not a curated record. Gene Ontology annotation, biological process: protein transport. Gene Ontology annotation, cellular component: recycling endosome membrane; trans-Golgi network membrane.